Molecule: messenger RNA, 2621 nt
Organism: Lotus japonicus
Lineage: Eukaryota; Viridiplantae; Streptophyta; Magnoliopsida; Fabales; Fabaceae
Product: boron transporter 4-like
Exons: 14
Coding region: 116-2122 (668 amino acids)
Biological process (GO): transmembrane transport; monoatomic ion homeostasis; monoatomic anion transport
Cellular component (GO): plasma membrane
Molecular function (GO): solute:inorganic anion antiporter activity
Source: RefSeq, a predicted model, not a curated record
GGUCCUAUAUGAAUGAGUGUGAAGUGUGAUUCUACAAAUACAUACAUGCCCAAAAACUGAUUUGCCCACUCAUCAUAUGUUGUAGCUAGCUUCGUCUCACAACAACCUCUCCGAAAUGGAGAGCUUGAAAACACCUUGUAAGGGUGUUGUGGAGGAUUAUAGAGGAAGAGCAGUGCAUUACAAAGAUGAUUGGACUUCUGGCUUCAAGUCAGGAAAAGGGAUUUUGGCCCCUACUACCUAUGUCUUCUUUGCUUCUGCUCUACCUGUUAUUGCCUUUGGCGAGCAGCUCAGCAGAGCCACAGAUGGAAGCUUGAGCACAGUAGAAACAUUAGCUUCAACAGCCAUUUGUGGAAUCAUACACUCAAUUUUGGGUGGGCAACCUCUCCUGAUACUAGGAGUAGCAGAACCCACUAUCCUUAUGUACACAUAUUUGUACAACUUUGCCAAAGAUAGGGAUGGCUUGGGACGAGAACUGUUUUUGGCUUGGGCAGGAUGGGUUUGUGUAUGGACUGCUCUCUUGCUGUUUCUUCUAGCAAUAUUCAAUGCUGGCAAUAUCAUCAAUAGAUUUACAAGGAUUGCUGGUGAGCUUUUUAGCAUGUUGAUCACAGUCUUGUUCCUUCAAGAGGCUAUCAAGGGAAUGAUAAAUGAGUUCAAAGUUCCUAAAGAGGGAGACCCAACAUCAGAGAAGUACCAAUAUCAUUGGCUGUAUGCAAAUGGACUGCUGGGUGUUAUAUUCACCUUUGGCCUUCUAUAUACUGCUCUUAAAAGCAGAAGAGCAAGGUCAUGGUUAUAUGGCUCAGGCUGGUUCAGAAGUUUCAUUGCAGACUAUGGGGUGCCUUUCAUGGUGGUGGUGUGGACAGCUCUUUCAUUCACAGUAGCUGAUAAAGUGCCUUCUGGAGUUCCCAGAAGACUCAUUGCUCCUCUGGCUUGGGAGUCUUCAUCUUUACAACAUUGGACAGUAAUCAAAGAUAUGGUGAAGGUUUCACCUGCAUAUAUUUUUGCUGCUUUUAUUCCUGCCUUAAUGGUAGCGGGGCUUUACUUCUUUGACCACAGUGUCGCUUCCCAGAUGGCACAACCAAAAGAAUUCAAUCUCAGGAAACCUUCUGCAUAUCACUAUGACAUAGCGUUGCUAGGAUUCAUGACUUUGCUCUGUGGAUUAAUUGGCUUACCCCCUUCAAAUGGAGUUCUGCCUCAAUCCCCUAUGCACACCAAGAGCCUGGCUGUUCUCAAGAAACAGCUGAUGCAAAAAGAAUUGAUCAAAAGUGCCAAGGAAAGCAUAAGGAGGAAUGCUAGCAACUCUGAAAUAUAUGGGAAGAUGCAAGAAGUGUUUAUAGAAAUGGAUAAAAGUCCAGAUAGUCAUUUAGUGGUCAAAGAACUAGAGGAUUUGAAAGAGGUUGUCCUAAAUGGUGAAGAUAAAGGAAACAACAGCAAGAGGACAUUUGAUCCUGAGAAACACAUUGAUGCAUACUUGCCUGUUAGAGUAAAGGAGCAGAGAGUGAGCAAUCUUUUACAAUCACUCCUUGUGGGAGCAGCAGUCUUUGCUAUGCCUGCCAUAAAAAAGAUACCAACUUCAGUUCUUUGGGGAUACUUUGCUUACAUGGCUAUUGAUAGUCUUCCAGGGAAUCAAUUCUGGGAAAGGAUAUUGCUUCUUUUUGUUAGACCUCGUAGGUGGUACAAGUUGUUAGAAGGAGAUCAUGCAUCCUUUGUUGAGUCAGUUCCUUCCAAAUACAUUGUCUUAUUCACACUCUUCCAAUGUGUAUAUUUCUUGGUUUGUUUUGGAGUGACAUGGAUUCCCAUAGCUGGAAUGUUGUUCCCUUUACCUUUCUUUUUGCUUAUCACAUUGAGGCAGCACAUACUCCCCAAGCUGUUCAAACCACAGCAUCUUAAGGAACUAGAUGCGGCUGAAUAUGAAGAAAUAUCUGGUGCUCCUAGAUCAGGUUUCAAUAAAUCCUUCAGGGAGGUGGAAUCACCUAGAGCUGGAUCAAAGGAAAUAGAUGAUGCUGAAAUAUUAGAUGAAUUAACUACUCAUAGAGGGGAGGUGAAGGUCAGAACUGGUAGCUUUAGUGAGGAAAGAAAAAGCCAGGUUUAUCCUGAUAAAAUCGAUCCACCCUCUCAUUGUUAGGGAAAGGUGAUGAAUAUCCAUGUAUAGAUGAAGAUCAAGUUUUGCUACUGCUCCAAUCCAAGCAGCUCUAGGGUCACUUAUAGAGGAAGGAAAUGAUGAUAUUGAUGUAUUGAUGAAGAUCAAGUUUUGCAAUAUGUGUAGAAUUUUUCCAACUGCUGUAAUUAAGCAUUGGAGUGAUUUAGUGUCAUAGUUUGUGCAAUUUAUAUGUUAACUUAGCAAAUAAAUAGUGAAAAGUCUAUUUCUAGUUCCCACUAAAAGGAGCAAUAGGUAGCAUUGUCAUCGUUUGAGAAGGGAGUGAAGUGCUGCAAAGACAUUAAAAUUAAAAUAACAAUAAUUAAAGAAAAGAUAAUUUUGAGUUCUAGAUGAUGAUAACAGUGAAACAAAUUAGAAUUCCCAUAACUUUUAAAUUAAAAUUCUACUUUACCUUUUUAUUUCAGCAGUGUUUUGUAGUACAAAAUAUUUGAUAUGGACAUGAUAUGAGCAAGGUAGAUGUUCCUUC